AUGCCAGACUCCCUGAGCGAAGACCUAGGAAAUCUCAAAUUGGAAGCCGCCGCUGCAAAUGACAAAACUGCCACUUCGCGGGCCGAGCUCGAAGCCACCAUACAGAGCUUAGUUCAACGCGGUCAGAAUCUUCACUCUGAAGUAGAAACCUACGUCUCCGCCGUUCUCGAAAAGCAAAAAGUGGGAAAAGUCCAGCACCCCGUCGAAUACCGGAAUCUCCGCAAUGACAUGCGCAACGAGCUGGCCUUCCUCACAAAGCUAGCAGGAUCCAAUAUGGACGAGGAAAAGGCUAGACACUAUAUUGUUUCAUCUAACCUUCUCUAUUACGAAGCAUUAUGGAGUGCAGCAAAACGUUCGUCGGGACUACAGGGCUUUCGAAAGUACUUCUUUUGGGCCCGACAUACCGUGCCAGCUGGCAAAAGCACUUCCAAAGGACUCAGUCUGGCAAAGGGCAGUCAAGCCAAAUCCAAGGCUAAGACUGCCGCCCUAGUCGACAUUGUUGCUGAAGAAGGCAUGGAAUGGAUCCGCAUCUCUACGGUGUCUGAAAAGCGACUUCUCUUCGAUCUGGCAAAGUUGGGCUGGAUGAACGAUUCUGACUCUGACGAAGAUGAGGAUAUACCCACUGUACAGCCAGAUGACGACGAAGAUGACGAAGACCAAGUAGAUGUUGUACGAAACGCGCGUGAACUCGCACGGGCAGCUUGUGCAAAUCCUAUACGAGGCCGCCGACCCAAAGUGCGCUUCGUACUAACGCGUAUCGAAUCUGGAAAAACACCGGCAAUCGACAUGAUUAUCAACAAAAUCCGUGCAACGGGUGCUAUCGUACAGUGUGGUGGUGACAUCCCUCCAGCACUUCCCAUCAACGAAGUCCUCCCGCAAUUACUCAUCGAUCGGUCACGCGCUCUGUCUGAAACGCUGAACAUCGAUUGUACGAUUUUGCUGGCACUCAUCUCUGAUAUCUCGCAUAACCCAUGUCCGAUACUGGACUGGUAUCCUGGGGAGGUACGGGCACAGAUCAACGAGGAGGCUGAAGAACAUUUACUUCCAACACAUCUGUAUCCUGCUAUUGGAGCUCAUCCAAUGGUAUGCACACGCGAAGCGGCUGAUCAGAUGAAUCUCAUAGUAGAGACUCUGGCUACUGAUACGGAGAAGUCGAGAGCGAAUCUCCUACUUGGACAAGGCGACUGUGAGUCAAAGACUUCGGAAGAGCUGGUCGCAGAAUGGACAAGUAUCUCCGAUUAUCCACCUCCCCCAGGCUUCGUACUACCCAUAAAAGUCGAGUCCGUCAACCUAGACACCAUCACCGACGGCCUUCCAGAAGUAGCAAAAGAAAUCGCCAACCAACUAGGUCUCCUGAACAAAUCCAUAUUUCUCCACGGCUGGGCACGCACUCUUACUACUUUGAGCGCAAACCGCGGUCGUAUCCGGCAAAUUGAAACACUCAUCAAUGAGCACGGCUUGAAAGAUGGAGAAGCUGGGCCGCAUAUCUGGCUGUGCGGUGAGUCGCGGAGUCUGAUUGCGAAGCAUGGGCGGCGGAAGUAG
Messenger RNA from Pyrenophora tritici-repentis Pt-1C-BFP, 1542 nucleotides. RefSeq names its product DUF1308 domain containing protein. NCBI's taxonomy places the organism in Eukaryota, Fungi, Ascomycota, Dothideomycetes, Pleosporales, Pleosporaceae. The record is from RefSeq and is a predicted model, not a curated record.